Molecule: messenger RNA, 4194 nt
Organism: Exaiptasia diaphana
Lineage: Eukaryota; Metazoa; Cnidaria; Anthozoa; Actiniaria; Aiptasiidae
Exons: 23
Coding region: 1-4194 (1397 amino acids)
Source: RefSeq, a predicted model, not a curated record
AUGGCAAUUUGUUCCAUUAUAACUACACCAACUACUCGAGGGAGKCUUAUAACAAGUUAUAAUCUGUCAAGUUCUACUGACGGAGAAGUGUGGGAAGAGUAUACGAGUGUAAUUGAAGUCGAUCAGAGCGACUGGCAAACAUAUCUCCCAAAGCCUCUUGCAGCAAGAUAUUUGCGUAUUCAUCCGAUUAAAUGGACACACUGGCCAUGUUUCCAGUUGGCUGUCACUGCGCAGCAUGUCGAAAUUGUUAGACUACAUAUUGUAGCAGAAGGAUGGAGUGAUCCUGGGGUUUCAAAACGAAAGCCUUUAUGCUCUAUUAAGGUGAAYAACAUAGAACAAUGUCCAGGUCAUUUGGGUCAUAAUGUAGUCGUACUGGAUCCUUCUACUGGGAACGUACUAGACUCUUCACACUUURACACCGCAAAAAACGAUACUGCUGCUCAAGAACUAGCUACUUACUUAAAGAAUAUCAAGAGACGUAUGAUCAUCAUUAUUGCAGUAGCUGGCUCAGGAUACAGGAACAUCGAUGCAAAUGCUGGAUGGCAAUUGUAUUCCAUUGGUGCAUCGGACCCUUUGGUGUCGUGUGAAAAUUGCUCUUGGAUCCUCGUUGGAAGGCAAUGGGCAGGCAAGCCUUGGGUAACACAAAAAUACCGCUCAUUCAGCCAAGGUCCUUCACAUUUGACUUUAGACAUCCCUUUGGAAGAAAACAAUGAGGCUGCUCAUUUCUGGCACCUUGAUCAAAUUGUCAACAACAAGAUCAUCGAGGAGAAGUCUCAGUUACAUUUCAACAGACAUGGUGCUGGUAUAUAUGGCGAUACAUUUCUGAUGAGGACUAAUUCAUAUGGACUUACGGGUGACAUUGGUGAUAAUUCUUGUCUUGUAAACCCUGAUAAAUGUCCCGGAGGAUUGAGUAUAGCGUUCUGGAAUCACCCUUAUCCGAAGAGCAWUCUACCUCAGAGAAUGCCAAAUCAUCCAAUGUUCAAGGUGCAAGAAAAUGGCAAAGCAAAAUGUUAUCAUUCAUGGCUGACAAGAAACAACAACAAGUGCUGUAUUUUCCCUUUCACCUUUAAAAACAAAGUCUAUACCACGUGCACUGGUGACGAAUCCGAGCCGGGACUUUGGUGCUCAGUCUCACCGACAUUUGAACAAGAUGGUAAAAAGGGCUACUGCGCAGGAUGUAACCGUCCUCUAGUAAUGAACAAGCUCAUGCUGACUUCAUCAAGCAAGAUACCAUUACAUCAUGAGCAUUAUGCUAGGUUUUGGUGGAAUUCAUGUUGGAGUCCAUCUUCAUCAGAUGCAAGACCAUACCUGCAGAUCAAUUUGGCAGAAAUCUUGUAUAUCACCGCUAUUGCAACAAAGGGAGGCGUAGUUGAUGGCCAAAAUCACUGGGUGAGAAGCUACCGAUUAUGGUAUACUUUUCGAUUGGAAUGGAGACUCUAUUUUGAAAAUCAUCUCGAAAAGGAUUUUGUAGCUAAUAAUGGGACAGAGGUUCGACAUGUGCUCAAGGAAGUGAUCAAAGUACGAUCUGUUAGAAUAUAUCCCCAAGUCCAUACAGGAAAAAUUGCUUUGAAAGUUCAGAUGUACGGCUGCAACGAGGAUGAGCAUCCACUGGGAGACUUAGAUCUGAGAUYCCCGCCUCCUAAAGAUUGUGGCGCUCCAUUAGGACUUCAGGACGGACAAAUUACAAACUCUCAGUUGUAUGCCUCGACUUUCGAGAGCGGAUUUGGUGCACACAGAGGGCGAUUGCAUGCGUCGACGUUUUGGAGGGCGUCGGUUCAAGAUAAAAAUCAGUUUUUCAUGGUAGUAUUCGAAGACAGAGUAUACAUAACUGCAUUAGCUACCCAAGGCGGCAAGGAUAAUUCAGGCGCAGAAUAUCACGUGACGUCAUUCUACUUAACGAUGAGUAUUAACCGUCUUGAAUGGAUCGAAUACUUUGAAAAUGAACAACUCAAGAUAUUUCAAAGAAAUAAAGACGCAAACACUGCUGUGAAAAACUACCUGAGGCAUCCUGUUUUAUUGCGCUAUAUCAAAAUUCAUCCAAAAACAUGGAAAACAAACAUUGGUUUAAGAGCUGAAUUCUACGGCUGCUAUAAAGAUAAUCCAAAGUUCAGUAUUGUUGGUCCWGUAUAUCAUAAAUAUGAAGGGGGCAAAUUACCGCUCAAAAGACUUCAAUUCGUGACCGUUGCUUUCAAGAUUUGCUAUUCAACGUUGCCGUGUCCAACAUGUAAAAGACAAGUUUAUGUACGCAUGCGUGGGCAUAUGUCUGCUUGUGUCGCCACCAACAGCAGUGCCAACGACUGUGAAUUUGUUGAACUUAACGUGACAUUGUCCUAUAUCAUCUAUGACUUUAAGCAUCAUCGGUAUACAUUUCCUGUAGUGGUAUUUGAUGCCUUCGGACCCAAAUGUCAUCCCACACCAUUUGUACCAGUACCGAGUACUUCAUCUGUUGUUGGCUAUCUUACAACUGAAUAUGGACAAUAUGGCAGCUGUUUGAGUCAUUUAUAUAGCGGCUUUGUUGACAAUGGACAAUACAUAWUAUCAAGAGAUUCUGGACGGAGAAWGGUUUAUUGCGAUCAAACAACAAUGGGWGGUGGUUGGAUGGUGAUACAAAAACGAUUUGAUGGAUCAAUAAACUUUAAUMGGGACUGGGAYUCMUAUUUACAUGGAUUUGGUUCACUCGAUGGCGAGCACUGGUUAGGACUGCAGACCAUUAAGGAGUUUGAUAGUGAAACUACUUACAAGGAUGAGUUGAGRAUUGAUGUUGAAGACUUCAACGGGAAUGUUGGCUAUGCUUAUUAUCGCUAUUUCAAAAUUAACUUUCAAGACUACUCACUGAAGGUAUCUAAUUACACCGGCAGCAUUGGGAAUUCAUUGGCCCUUCAUAAUGCAGCGCCCUUUUCAACACGGGAUAAAGAUACUGCAUCGUCUUGUAGCAAAAGAAGUUCCAAUGGCUGGUGGAAUAAUGACAGCCUUGCUACAUGUCACACUGCAAAUCUAAAUGGCCGCUAUGACUCCAUGACAUGGAAAACAUGGAAUCAAGGCAAACCUCUGAAAGCAGUGAAAAUAAUGAUGAGGCCAGCUAAUGCUAUUAAAUGCAAUGACUGGGCGUGUUAUUAUAUUCGUGACAACCCUGAGAUUCGCUAUGCUCACGGACGAUGCAGCCCAUUUGGUGGACGCUUGUUAAGUAUAACCAGCGCAGAUGAAAUGUCCUUCAUCAAGACAAUCAUGGAAGAACAGUCUGUAGUUCCUGAAGCUGUUUGUCUUGGACUUAAAUUUGACUCUAAAAAUAAGGUGUUUUCUUGGAGGGAUGGCAGUGCCUUGGCUUAUAAUCAGGCCACAAUCCAAAGUCUUAACACCAGUACAGGAUGCUUUGCAUUGAUAAGAAAGGCAAACGAUUAUGUAUGGGAUCAAUAUCCUUGCUCUAAGAAAAGGGCCAAGGUUGUAUGCAAACGAGGUAAAACAUGCCAUAACAAUGUGUGUUAUGGGGACUUUACAAAUAGAAUGCAAGAUUGCUCCACAAACGAAAAGUUAUGUCAAACUAAUAAUCUACGAAUGACGAGAAUCAUAGACAGGAAAACAGAUGAAUUUAUUACAAAACAUAUCAAAGACAACGCUCGUACAGGUCUCCAGAUCGACAGUGACGACAAUAAAUUUGUCUGGUCGGGUUUUAAAGAACUCAGUUAUACAAACUGGAAAGGGAGCGAACGAGCGCCAAUCCAAGGACAUUGUGUAUCUCAAACUAAGACUGGAUGGGUCAUGGAGGAAUCUACCAAGCUACGGCCAUCUCUCUGUGAACAUGAUGCAAAGAUCAUCUAUCACUGCAAAGACCUGUUCAAAUAUGGCGUAUCUGAGAGUGGUCUGUACGCCAUAUCUGGAUCAUCAGUUUAUUGUGACAUGGAAAAUGAUGGUGGAGGAUGGGAAGUUAUCAUGAGAAGAUCCAACGAUGGUGUAACUUUUGAACAAGAAAACUGGGCCAGUUACGAGGCAGGGUUUGGAUCAAGAACGUCGAAAACAUCUAGUUUUUGGCAUGGCAACAAAUUGAUAUAUGGUCUAACUUUUAAACGUCACAAAAGCUUAUUAAUCAACAUAGUACUUGCCAAUAACACCAAAUAUUACGCUUUUUAUGACAAUUUUGAUGUCCUUCACAGUGGUCACAGGUAUAUGUUGCAAGUGAGCGGUUACUCAGGUAUGUGA